AUGCACCUCAACUCGGCAAGAACUGGAUCAGCUAGUUCGUCGUCCAGUCUAGAGGAUCACAGGGGUUGGUUGGCCCUGUGGGCGGCAAAUGUCCCUGGGAAGGCGAAGAUCCAUGUCUGGAGGCUGAUCCAGAACGGUUUGGCUGUUGGUGACGAGUUGCAGAGAAGAAGGAUCAAGAGCGGGGUGCGUUGUAUCGUAUGUGAUCGGGAGGAGACUUUGAUGCACCGUUUCUGGGAGUGUGCUCACUCGGCGGAGACGUGGGAGCUUGCACGCAGGCAGUCGGGUCUCCGUCUAAGCCGGCCGAGAGGAUACAUUCGAUGCCACCGUGACUUGCAGGGCUGGCUGCUCCAUUGGUUCGGAUCUUUGAAAGAAGAUGAGAUUAACGUGUGUGUAAUGAUUCUUUACCAGAUGUGGUUGGCGAGAAAUGAGGCGAGGGAGGAGGUGCGGAUUGCCGCCCCACAUGCGAUCGUACAGAAAUCGUUCUUCCUGAUCGAGGAGUGGCAAGGGAUUAGGCCGGCGGGCAAGUCGGAUUCGGUACAGGUAACGGAGCACUGGCUCCCUCCUGCUAGCGGCUGGACAAAGCUCAAUGCUGAUGGUGCGUUCUCGGUGAAGGACGGGACGGGUGGGUGUGGCGUGGUUAUGCGUAAUCACGAUGGUGUGUUCCUGGAGGGAGCCAGCCAUUUUUUCCACCUUGCCGCUGACCCGGAAAGAUCUGAGCUCAUGGCAUGUAAGCAAGCGCUGGCGAUGGCAAGGAUCGAAGAUUGUGUUGGAAACUGA
Molecule: messenger RNA, 777 nt
Organism: Lolium perenne
Lineage: Eukaryota; Viridiplantae; Streptophyta; Magnoliopsida; Poales; Poaceae
Source: RefSeq, a predicted model, not a curated record